AUGCAACUCACCAGCUUCCUCCUCGCCAGUCUGGCCUCCGUCUCCCAGGCCGCCGUCAUCUGGGACGGCAGAUUCAACGACCUGGAGACUGCUAGCGACCUCAAUGACUGGUCAUGGAGCAACCAAGUCGGGCCCUACCAAUACUACAUCCACGGCUCCGGGACCGUAGAUAAAUACAUAGCCCUCUCGGCCGACUACGUGAACCCGGCCGACACCUCGUCCAAGCAGGGCGCCAAGUUCACCCUCGACAGCACGGCGUACUGGAACGGCCAGAACAUGCGGCGGAUCGAGCUCAUCCCGCAGACGACGGCGCCCAUCAACCAGGGCAAGGUGUGGUACCACUUCACCAUCUCGCGCAAGGAGGCCAACGCGCCGAGCCAGUUCCGCGAGCACCAGAUCAACUUCUUCGAGAGCCACUUCACCGAGCUCAAGUCGGGCUGGAUCAGCGGCGAGGCCGGCACCAGCAACCCCAAGCUGCAGUGGAUGGUCAGCCAGCAGAGCAAGUGGAGCGUCGACGAGUGGCAGCCUGAUGUCUUUUACAACUUUGCCUACGAGAUCGACUUCUCCGCCAACACCGUCGGACUCUGGCACUCCACCGGGGCUGACGACCUGACCCAGGUUGUUGCGCCGGUGUCAGCUUCCACCUCGUCAAAUGGUGCUGACUGGCACUUGGGUGUCCUUGAGCUGCCGCGCGAUGGAUAUCCUGACGCAAACGAGGACUUCUACUUCUCUGGUGUAUACAUCGAGUCCGGCUCUAUCACUAAGACUGUUGCAGGCCCGGCUUAG
Messenger RNA from Diaporthe citri, 786 nucleotides. RefSeq lists its product as uncharacterized. The record is from RefSeq and is a predicted model, not a curated record. The transcript is spliced from 4 exons. The coding region runs from base 1 to 786 and encodes 261 amino acids. NCBI's taxonomy places the organism in Eukaryota, Fungi, Ascomycota, Sordariomycetes, Diaporthales, Diaporthaceae.